This is a messenger RNA of Spodoptera litura, 1034 nucleotides long. NCBI's taxonomy places the organism in Eukaryota, Metazoa, Arthropoda, Insecta, Lepidoptera, Noctuidae. The record is from RefSeq and is a predicted model, not a curated record.
CUUCACAACCGGUUGUGAUUACAUGUGUCGUUAUAAAAUUAUUUAUUUAUUUUUAAAAUUAGUUUCUUAUUCAGUGUUAGUGUAUAAUAAUAAUUAUAAAUAUUACUAAUAAUCGACUAUGUCAUCAUCAAUCUACUAUCGAAUGCUGGGGCAUGCAGUGAUCCUAUCACUGCACGCUGGCAACUCCUUGGUGAUGUUCCUCUCGAUGAAGGAUGAGAGCAUCAUGAGAGACCUGGAUGUCAGGAAGAUGACGUCAUUGCAGAGUAUGUACUUGACUGUGUGGAAUAUUGCCUUCCAAAUGUCAUAUUUCUCGCUGGCAUUGACCUGUGACCUUCUCACCGUCACAGGACGAGAACAUCUGGUCUCCAAGAACAUCAGACGGUUCCGACAGACUUUUUUCAGCUCAAUCAUAUUUCCUGUUGCCGCGGUUAUCUUUGUGGUAUUUUGGCCAGUGUUUAUAAUAAAUAGAGAACUGCUAUUCCCGGAGUUCAUAGACAAGAUAUUUUCCUUUAAAUCUAACUUUAUAAUGCAUUUUUGUAUAUUACCCGCUGCGAUGUGGGAGCUGGCUUUUUUACCGCGUCCCAUACCAAAGACACAUCGGUACAAUCUAGCUAUUAUAACCUCCUUGUUCGUCAUUUAUAUGGCUGUAGUUCUUCACACUUACAACCGGCGUGGACUGUUCCCGUACCCAAUUUUCACAAUGACCUAUGGAACGAUAUACUUCCCAAUAUUCUUAGGUUUAAUAUUUCUGAUAGGCCUAGCCAUAUACUUUGCCCAAUGGAAACUACAUUCAUUAAUUUGGGGCCAAGAGAAACUAAAACAAAACAAAGUAAAAUUUUCGUAAACUAAAAACUAAAAAACAUGAAUAAGUUAUAAAUUAUAAUAUAAUAUAAUAAAUAAAUUAUAAAUUAUGUGACUUAUUUUUGUAAAUGUGUGUUGAUGAGAUUGAUUUUUAGCUAUGUUUUAUAUUAGUAAAUAGGUGUUUCUUCAAAAAUCUUUAACUUUUGUUUAACAAAUCAUUAUCCUCCCGCGUU